AAAAUCGAUGGGCCUGUCAGUGAGAGAGGGAGAGGUAGCGAUAGAUGAUUGCAUCGGGGAGGAAGAGAAAAAUAACAACAAACACUGACAGUGAGAGGCUAAACUGGCUGGGCAGAUGAAAGGGAACCCCGCUCCAACCAGUGAAUCUUCAUAUUGCCCCCUUUUGUUGACAUCAUCACCCAAUGUGGAGGAGGAGCAUUCUUCUUUGUUACACACAUCCAUAUGUGGAUUCAUGUGAACUCUCUCUCUCUCUCUCUCUCUCUCUCUCUCUCACACACUCUCACUCUCUCACACACUCUCACUCUCUCACACACACACACAGCACCACAGUUCUUCAAGUGUGUGUGUGUAUCGGCCUGAGUAAGAAAGACAGUGCCACCCAAAACUGUGCCAUGAGAAUUUCUGGCAAAGGCCAGACCUACUCCUCUUACUGUGCCAAUUUCUAGCAUUAACUCAAUAGGAUCAUCCGCCUCUAGCUAGUUGAUUAACAGAGCUGUGUUAAAGAGGGAUUGUUGUCCUGGAAGGAGCUUCCUGCCCUCGAGGAACACCAUCCGCUCAGACUGCCUCCCUCUGGGGCUCAGACGGCAGAUGCUUCACCAGCAAGUUCCAGAGCCACCCCGCCCCAUAGAGGACCACCCCACCCCAUAGAGGACCAUCCCGCCCCAUAGAGGACCACCCGCCUGCCCUAACAGCCUCUAGGAGGGACCCACCCCGGGCGCAUCAUGGAAGGGCUGGAGGUGGAGGAUAUUAGUCCUGCCCUGGAGGCCACUGAGGACUUCCUACACUGCCUGGAUGGGGGUGGAGGCCAAAGCCACUGCCAGGGUGGGGAUGGGUUCCGGCAGCCUAGGCAACACCACCCCAAGCUGCAGGAGAUGUCUGCAGCCCUGGGGAAGCUGAGCUCUAGCGGGGUGUGGGGCCUGCUGGCCAGGGAGCAGGGGACCGAGGUGUCCCCCCGUAACGUGGCCUGGGCUGACCAGCCCUCUGCCUUCAGCGUGCUGGCUCUGAGGCAGGGGAAAAGGAGUCGUGCUCGUUCCACCAACGACCUGGCUGCCCACACCAAGGACACCAACAACACCACCUCUAACUCCUCCAACACCGCCUUUAAGAAAGGCCACAACCGCUCACGUUCUGAUGUCAACUACCGGCCGUCCUACACAGACAACGCUAAUGGCCUGCCUGCUGUGGACAAGAACAUGCUGAAGAACAUUGCUCUCAACGACCAGAGAGAAGAAGCCCAUAAGGACAGCAGCAGCGGCAGUGUGGUGAAGCAGGGCUCCUUGGAGCAUCGUGAGGGUCAGAAGGGUCGUUGGAGCAUCUGCCACCUAGAGCUGACCCCCUGUGAGCUGCGUCUCUACAGCCUGGACAGCAGUGGUAACCGCCAGCUCUGCACCGCCUACUCCCUGUCCCACUGCCAGGGGGUUAGCCAGCCCCAGCCACCACAGGAUGGACGAGUCCUCCAGGCCCUCUUCUUCAACAGCUCCACCCGCCUGCAAUUACGUGCCGCCUGCCAGUGGGAGGCGCUAGACUGGAGGAGGCAGAUCUGGGAGAGAGUAUUGGCUGCCCGGCCCGCCCACAAACAGGCAGAGCCGCCUCCGGUCUUAUCACCGUCGUCAUCCAUCUCCUCUGGAGGUCUCGACACCAGACCAGACCCCAUUGGUCCUGCUGAGGCUGUCCUGACCCCUCAUACCUCGCAUCUCCCCCCAGCCCGGCCCACGGCCCUGCCCCUGUUCACCAAGCGCUGUGCUGAUGUCCUUAAGGUGGGUCUGCUCCACCAGCAGACUGACCUCAACAACUGGAGGGCUUUCACCUUUGUGUUGAGUCGUUCCACGCUGCAGGCCUUCCCAACCGAGGGCCGGGGGCCCGUGUCCGAGCCUGUCCUCCGCUACCCGCUGGCCUCCUGCUUGGCCGUGCAGAGGGACGAGGGGGCCAGCGCCGCCCGUUUCCAGGCAGUCUUCCCCAGAGAGGUGCUCCGUUUGCGGGCUGAGAGCCAACUCAAGGCCCAGGACUGGGUGGAGGCCCUGCGGACGGCCGUGGCGGCCCAGAGGCCCCAGGGGGAGGAGGGUCAGGGCUCCAGCCAGGCCCAGCCAGGUGCAGUGUCGAUGGGGACGGGGGUGCUGCUGAGGACCAAGCCCUCCAGGGAGAGGAGGCAGAGGGAUGCCCAGAGGGCCAAGAGACAAUCAGUCACCACCAGCUUCCUCAGUAUCCUCACCUGCCUGGCUGUGGAGAAGGGCCUGACCACCCAGAGCUUCAGGUGUGCAGGGUGUCAGAAGCCAGUAGGGUUGUCGCGGGGCAAGGCCAAGGUGUGUUGCUACAGUGGCUGGUACUACUGCCAGAGCUGUCAUCAAGACAACCUGUUCCUCAUCCCUGCCCGCCUGCUGCACAACUGGGACACCAACAGACACAAGGUGUCCAAGCAGGCCAAGGAGUUCCUGGAGUUUGUGUAUGAGGAACCCCUGCUGGACGUGCAGCAGCUGAACCCGUGUCUGUAUGAACACUGUGAGGGCCUGGCUGCAGUACUGCGCCUGAGACAACAGCUCCAGUCCCUCAGAGCAUACCUGUUCAGCUGCCGUGCUGCUGUGGCCGAGGACCUCCGUAGAAGGAUCUUCCCCAGAGAAUACCUACUGCAACACAUCCACCUGUACUCACUGGCUGACCUGCAGCAGGUGAUUGAUGGGAAGCUGGCCCCCUUUCUCUCCAAGGUGAUUAAGUUUGCCAGUUCCCACGUCUUCAGCUGCAGCCAGUGCAGAGAGAAGGGCUUCAUCUGUGAGAUGUGUCAGAACGGACAGGUCAUCUACCCCUUCCAGGAGAGCGCCACUAAGAGAUGUGAUGGUUGUGGAGCGGUGUUCCAUACAGAGUGUCAUCAGAAGGCCCAGCCGUGUCCACGCUGCGUACACAGAGAGCUCCACCAUAAGAGAGCCUCGUCUUUCUGGAGCCCUGACGACGAUACACCAGGCUGCGUCACACUGCCUUACCAGUACACCUGAUCAUAAAUACACACACACACACACACCUGACACUCGGAGAUCACACACACACGCAGACACACACACACACACACACACACACACCCGGAGAUCACACACAUACGCAGACACACACACACACACACACAGACACACACACACACACACACACACACACACACACACACCGACACCCGGAGAUCACACACAUACGCAGACACACACACGCAGACACACACAGACACACACACACACAGAUUGAAACAGCGGUGCCACUCCACAGAGCUACUCUCACCAAAGUCAAUGGAAGCAUGUGUGUUUGUGUUUGUGUGUGUGAGCCGGCCAGGAUACACAGUGAGAGUGUUGAUGACUAAGAAAGGGUUAUGCUCUCUCACACACACCUGCUUUGUGAGCUACGCUGACGUCACUCUCACCUGGAUGAGAUGGAUCCCAACGCAACACCCACCGGAGAGGAACUGCUCUGCCUCUUAGCCUCUCUGCUAUGUGCUAUCAUCACACACACACGCACACAAACACAGAAAACACAAAUAACGGGAGAGGGACCAUGCUGACUCAACAGCAGUAAUGCGUCCUCUUGACUUUCUGGACACAGUCGCACACACACACACACACACACACACACACACACACACACACACACACACAUCUGGAAAUGUACAUUUCCAGCUCAUACAUUUCCGACAUCAGUGACCAACCUACAAGCUGAAACUAAUAUGCUUUUGGUGUGAUGUCACUAUAGCCUAUAUCUGGACUCUGUUGGUGUGAUGUCACUAUAGCCUAUAUCUAUAGCCUAUAUCUGGACUCUGUUGGUGUGAUGUCGCAACUCGCUAUAUAUUUGGACUAUAUAUCUGCUACAUGUCCCUACUUCACCACGCUGUCCCUCUGCCCUUCACUCUCUCUUUAUCCUCCCCUUCACAUGUUUUUGCACUAUUUAUGCAUGUUCAUUAGGAUGUCAAGCCACAGACUGGGUUAGUAGCCACUGUAUUUAAGGAUGAGUUUGCUUAUUUAACUCACCUAUUAGCUCUUAGAGGCCCUCUAACCAACCAACCUUUAUCCAGACAUAUUCAAUAGGAGGGUCCAAGUGGGGGACGCUUAUUAUGAUCAAGACACACUUGAAACUAGAAUGAGAUUGAGUCAUAGUAAUGUUCAAAUCGCAUAUCAUCCUAUCAUGUAUACUUUUUCCUUGAGCUUGAUAGGGGCAACUACUCCCUACUGCUGUCCUAUGGGGCUAGAGGCUGGUGGAUGUAUUGACUGUCUCCAUUAUACUCAGUAGCAAAGGCUCCAUCAGGUCAGCCCUACAUCUCCAGACCUCAGCCACAGAGGGCCCAAAUUACAGUCCAUGGAAAAGACCAUGCAGGGCUUAGUUAUGUUACGCAAGCCAUCUCAAACCCACAGGAGCUGGGACUCAUUCUACUGCUAUGACUCAGUUCUCUCACUCUAGAGCCAUAUAUAUAUAAGAGAGAGCGAGAGAGAGAAUGUAUAUGGGGAAAAGUAUCGAGAUUUGGUGAGGGGUGUCUAUGACUCCCAGUAGUGUGACUGGUCAAAGCUCAAAGAACUGGCGGUGGAGGAUGAGAGCCCCAGUGUGUGUACUGUAUGCGUGAGAGCCCCAGUGUGUGUACUGUGUGUGUACUGUAUGUGUGAGAGCCCCAGUGUGUGUACUGUAUGUGUGAGAGCCCCAGUGUGUGUACUGUAUGUGUGAGAGCCCCAGUGUGUGUACUGUAUGUGUGAGAGCCCCAGUGUGUGUACUGUAUGUGUGAGAGCCCCAGUGUGUGUACUGUAUGUGUGAGAGCCCCAGUGUGUGUACUGUAUGUGUGAGAGCCCCAGUGUGUGUACUGUAUGUGUGAGAGCCCCAGUGUGUGUACUGUAUGUGUGAGAGCCCCAGUGUGUGUACUGUAUGUGUGAGAGCCCCAGUGUGUGUACUGUAUGUGUGAGAGCCCCAGUGUGUGUACUGUAUGUGUGAGAGCACCAGUGUGUGUACUGUAUGUGUGAGAGCCCCAGUGUGUGUACUGUAUGUGUUAGAGCCCCAGUGUGUGUACUGUAUGUGUGAGAGCACCAGUGUGUGUACUGUAUGUGUGAGAGCCCCAGUGUGUGUACUGUAUGUGUGAGAGCACCAGUGUGUGUACUGUAUGUGUGAGAGCCCCAGUGUGUGUACUGUAUGUGUGAGAGCCCCAGUGUGUGUACUGUAUGUGUGAGAGCACCAGUGUGUGUACUGUAUGUGUGAGAGCCCCAGUGUGUGUACUGUAUGUGUGAGAGCACCAGUGUGUGUACUGUAUGUGUGAGAGCCCCAGUGUGUGUACUGUAUGUGUGAGAGCCCCAGUGUGUGUACUGUAUGUGUGAGAGCCCCAGUGUGUGUACUGUAUGUGUGAGAGCCCCAGUGUGUGUACUGUAUGUGUGAGAGCACCAGUGUGUGUACUGUAUGUGUGAGAGCCCCAGUGUGUGUACUGUAUGUGUGAGAGCCCCAGUGUGUGUACUGUAUGUGUGAGAGCCCCAGUGUGUGUACUGUAUGUGUGAGAGCCCCAGUGUGUGUACUGUAUGUGUGAGAGCCCCAGUGUGUGUACUGUAUGUGUUAGAGCCCCAGUGUGUGUACUGUAUGUGUGAGAGCCCCAGUGUGUGUACUGUAUGUGUGAGAGCACCAGUGUGUGUACUGUAUGUGUGAGAGCACCAGUGUGUGUACUGUAUGUGUGAGAGCCCCAGUGUGUGUACUGUAUGUGUGAGAGCCCCAGUGUGUGUACUGUAUGUGUGAGAGCACCAGUGUGUGUACUGUAUGUGUGAGAGCCCCAGUGUGUGUACUGUAUGUGUGAGAGCCCCAGUGUGUGUACUGUAUGUGUGAGAGCCCCAGUGUGUGUACUGUAUGUGUGAGAGCCCCAGUGUGUGUACUGUAUGUAUGAGAGCCCCAGUGUGUGUACUGUAUGUGUACUGUAUGUGUCUGAGCCCCAGUGUGUGUACUGUAUGUGUGAGAGCCCCAGUGUGUGUACUGUAUGUGUACUGUAUGUGUGAGAGCCCCAGUGUGUGUACUGUAUGUGUGAGAGCCCCAGUGUGUGUACUGUAUGUGUGAGAGCCCCAGUGUGUGUACUGUAUGUGUGAGAGCCCCAGUGUGUGUACUGUAUGUGUGAGAGCCCCAGUGUGUGUACUGUAUGUGUACUAGCCCCAGUGUGUGUACUGUAUGUGUACUGUAUGUGUGAGAGCCCCAGUGUGUGUACUGUAUGUGUGAGAGCCCCAGUGUGUGUACUGUAUGUGUGAGAGCCCCAGUGUGUACUGUAUGUGUGAGAGCCCCAGUGUGUGUACUGUGUGUGUACUGUAUGUGUCUGAGCCCCAGUGUGUGUACUGUAUGUGUGAGAGCCCCAGUGUGUGUACUGUAUGUGUGAGAGCCCCAGUGUGUGUACUGUAUGUGUGAGAGCCCCAGUGUGUGUACUGUAUGUGUGAGAGCCCCAGUGUGUGUACUGUAUGUGUGAGAGCCCCAGUGUGUGUACUGUAUUGUGUGAGAGCCCCAGUGUGUGUACUGUAUGUGUGAGAGCCCCAGUGUGUGUACUGUAUGUGUGAGAGCCCCAGUGUGUGUACUGUAUGUGUGAGAGCCCCAGUGUGUGUACUGUAUGUGUGAGAGCCCCAGUGUGUGUACUGUAUGUGUGAGAGCCCCAGUGUGUGUACUGUAUGUGUGAGAGCCCCAGUGUGUGUACUGUAUUGUGUGAGAGCCCCAGUGUGUGUACUGUAUGUGUGAGAGCCCCAGUGUGUGUACUGUAUGUGUGAGAGCCCCAGUGUGUGUACUGUAUGUGUGAGAGCCCCAGUGUGUGUACUGUAUGUGUGAGAGCCCCAGUGUGUGUACUGUAUGUGUGAGAGCCCCAGUGUGUGUACUGUAUGUGUGAGAGCCCCAGUGUGUGUACUGUAUGUGUACUGUAUGUGUCUGAGCCCCAGUGUGUGUAGUGUAUGUGUGAGAGCCCCAGUGUGUGUACUGUAUGUGUACUGUAUGUGUGAGAGCCCCAGUGUGUGUACUGUAUGUGUGAGAGCCCCAGUGUGUGUACUGUAUGUGUACUGUAUGUGUGAGAGCCCCAGUGUGUGUACUGUAUGUGUGAGAGCCCCAGUGUGUGUACUGUAUGUGUGAGAGCCCCAGUGUGUGUACUGUAUGUGUGAGAGCCCCAGUGUGUGUACUGUAUGUGUGGGAGCCCCAGUGUGUGUACUGUAUGUGUGAGAGCCCCAGUGUGUGUACUGUAUGUGUGAGAGCCCCAGUGUGUGUACUGUAGGUGUGCUUUUGGAUCCCCUUUUUCCAUUACUUGAACUCUACUUGGGCAAUAAUAUGUUUUCUCUGCAUUGUUGCCUUCUCCUCUCUUUCUUCUCCUGCUUUCUGAGGUACUGUGCUUUAAUCGUACAAAACUUUACAAGACAGAAGCUUUAGCUAGAGUCGUGUCUUCCUUAUGCAGCUGGGUCUUUAUAUUCAGAUUCUGCUUUCCCUAGAAUGUCUUUGUUUGUCACUUUCCACAUUUCUUCCCAUUUUGUCUCAUCUCUCCUGAAAGGGCCGUAGUACUCCUUAAGCUGCUCAUCCAAGUUUCAGUUUCUUUAUGUAUUCAUGUAUUUGUAUGUAAGUAUGUAUGGUUUACAUUUGAAGUUAUAAGUCAUAUUACCUUCUGGAAAAAGGCUUGAUAGAAAGCUGGAUAACAGCUAACUCUGAUUCAGGCUGUUUGUGUGGCCUGCUAACACUGAGCCAGUGUUACCAAGCAGCACUAUUGCCCUGGACAAGAGCAAGAUAACUGCUAGCUAAGUGGCAGUGCUUGUUUAAAUGCAGCUACAUUAUCAUUUGGUUUUCAGUAUUUUGACAUUUUGCACUAUCAAUUAUUUUGCUGUUAUAAUGUCUGGGGUUGUAUGCUAUUAUGUCCAGUAAAUCAAUCGCUUGUUUUUUGUGUGAAUUAUAAUUACCUGUUCUGACCAAUUCAUUAAUGUUAUUUAUUGAGUGUCUUUUCGCCUGCCUUAAAAUGAAAGCCAAUCCUGUUACAGCGAUAAUGUAGUUUGUGUGAGAUGUGUGGGCUUCCAUAUUUAAUCAUCAAAAUGCCUCAGAUGCCCAUGUAGUAUUAAGCCAUGUUUCUGUUUUUCAUUGUAUAGAAGAGAUCCAAAACCGAUGGUCACUGUUGCUUGAAUAAAGGUGUCUACUCCAAUCUGGAAAGCAAAGGAGAUAAUAUCUUAAAUAUGUUUGUUGGCUUCUAGCAAAGCUUAAUGUACUAAGAGCAGAAAGGGAAGGCUUAUAAACGGUCUGUUCUUUGAAGUAAAACUCUGUGCAUACUUGCAGUCAAAUGUACAUAACUGACGUCUAUCAGAGUGCAGGCUCUCAUAGACUGUCUUAAAAAGCUUAUAUGACUAGGAGUGUUACUGCUUCUCUUAAUGUAUGUUGAGCUUAAACAUCAGGAAUUCACUGCACUGGAAAUGGUGGACAGUACAGUCUCUACUUAGGGACUGAUGAGGGCAUUGAACCUAAGGGAAGUUUUCUCCUGGACAUGUUUUUCCCUGUUCAGAUGCACCGCCAAAUAGGGAUAUCUUUCUUUCCACAUACUUUCUCCAACCUUCACACCAUGAGCACUUGGUUUCUGGAUUCAUGAAUACACCCUGCUUUUCAAUACUGGGUUUUUAUUGUGGAUUUUACUCUGCCUUUGUUACAUUUUGUUAUUUUAUGUCACUUAUUUAUUUGAUUUAUGUUGUGCAUCAAACAGCACUUAGGACUUAAGCACUGUUUCAGGUUUCCCUACUGUUCUAUCUUUCUGUUUCAGGUUUCCCUACUGUUCUAUCUUUCUGUUUCAGGUUUCCCUACUGUUCUAUCUUUCUGUUUCAGGUUUCCCUACUGUUCUAUCUUUCUGUUUCAGGUUUCCCUACUGUUCUAUCUUUCUGUUUCAGGUUUCCCUACUGUUCUAUCUUUCUGUUUCAGGUUUCCCUACUGUUCUAUCUUUCUGUUUCAGGUUUCCCUACUGUUCUAUCUUUCUGUUUCAGGUUUCCCUACUGUUCUAUCUUUCUGUUUCAGGUUUCCCUACUGUUCUAUCUUUCUGUUUCAGGUUUCCCUACUGUUCUAUCUUUCUGUUUCAGGUUUCCCUACUGUUCUAUCUUUCUGUUUCAGGUUUCCCUACUGUUCUAUCUUUCUGUUUCAGGUUUCCCUACUGUUCUAUCUUUCUGUUUCAGGUUUCCCUACUGUUCUAUCUUUCUGUUUCAGGUUUCCCUACUGUUCUAUCUUCCUGUUUCAGGUUUCCCUACUGUUCUAUAUUUCUGUUUCUGGUUUCCCUACUGUUCUAUCUUCCUGUUUCAGGUUUCCCUACUGUUCUAUCUUCCUGUUUCGGGUUUCCCUACUGUUCUAUCUUUCUGUUUCGAUAUGUAUCACAGCCAACCUCUUACAGAGACUUGUUUCAGUACCUGACCCCUCCUUCCUCCUGCUUUUCUUUGUCUUUUUUUACCACUGAUGCCAAUAAAACAAACAACUUAAUACAG
Oncorhynchus keta (chum salmon) is the source of this 9437-nucleotide messenger RNA. Its product is annotated as pleckstrin homology domain-containing family M member 3-like. The record is from RefSeq and is a predicted model, not a curated record. NCBI's taxonomy places the organism in Eukaryota, Metazoa, Chordata, Actinopteri, Salmoniformes, Salmonidae. The transcript is spliced from 10 exons. Bases 723 to 2984 code for a protein of 753 amino acids.